AAAUUAUAAAAAUUUAUUUUUAUUUUUAUUUUUAUUUUUUACCCAUGUAUGUCUUACGCUUCUUCCUGGUCGUUGUGAAUUACGAAGCUUGCAUCUUCACAUAAGCCUUCGAACUACCACUCGUUGACCAGGGCAUUGAAUAACGGCUGUCCGAACUGUGUCCCAAUUGUCAGGCCGAGGUUCCUUGACGCGAUUGAUUCUGUCGGCUACGGGCACGUGGUUAAACAUUUCUGAUUUGGUAGGCUCAUUGAGUCUCCCAGUUCAACGAGAGAAUCAUGGCGUCUAUCAGCAUCUGGAGAUGGUUGCACAUACGAUUCGUAGUGUAUCUUUUCAGGAUAAUAGCCACUUUUCGGUUGAGGUCACUCGCGAAGCGCGAUCUGCUACUUUCCGAUGAUAUUGAGCCCCGCCGCGUGCGUCUCCCAUCACGAGACCAAGGUCGAUUCAUCAAUGGCGAUUUGUACUACCCGCCCGGUCUUUCUGGCUCCUUGUCGCACGGAAAGAGACCUGUUCUCGUCAACUGGCAUGGCAGCGGUUUUGUUAUUCCCUGCUUCGGUAGUGAUCGCUUGUUCUGCGCCCGUGUCGCACGUGAAGCUGGCAUCAUAGUCCUGGACGCGGAUUAUCGCAAAGCUCCAGAAAAUCCGUUCCCGGCGGCGGUCAACGACGUGGAAGAUACACUCAGAUGGAUCGCGAGUCGACCGGAUCAGUUUGAUGUCACUCGUGUUGCCGUAUCAGGGUUUAGUGCUGGCGGUAACUUGGCCUUAGUCGCCUCCUCGUCACUUCGGCCAGAUCUUUCCAGGUUUGGUGUAAAGAUCGUAGUGGUUGCCGCGCUCUACCCAGUGACGGAUUUAUCGAUCGACUCUGCGGCCAAGAAGGUCUCAAACCCUGUCAACCCGAUACCUGCAAGCAUUGCAGCAUUGUGGGAUGACGCUUAUGCCCCUGAUAGGGCAUUGCGGAAAGACCCGCGUGUAUCACCUUCUCUGGCCGAACCAUCUUCUUUUCCAGAAACCGUGGUCAUUAUUGCUUCCGAAGGCGACACGUUGUCUCCCGAGGCUAACGCUCUGGCGGCAAAUUUACAGGAAACGAACAGGACUGUCGUUAAUAAGACCCUACCAGGAAUGGCUCAUGCAUUUGAUAAAGGGUGUUUAGAGAGCACCAAAGAGUGGCAUCAAAGGGAGAUUGCAUAUUCUACCGUGAUCCGCUCGCUCCAGGUGGCUUUGAAGGUGUGAAUUUCCAUGCAAAGCAGUCCUCAGAUAUGUGUGGCACACAACAAGCUCUAAUGGGCGUGGGGGGUCCUCACAACAAAGCCAUCAGGCUGAACAGGCACAACCGCUCCUUGGAAUCCCAUAUGUGUGAUGGCGCACGAAAAUACCCGAUUGGUACCCGCAAUCACACGAUUAGGCGUAUUGGUUGGACGCCUGAUGAAAGUCAUUUGACACCACCGUCGGCAUGACUUGGUCCGUGCGCGUGGACAACACCAACACCAAUAAGAGGGCCAAAAGUCAAGACAAUAUGCCGAAUUGAGAGCUGUAUAGGUGGUCGAAGUCUAAAAUGUCCAUGAGAUGGAUGCAGCAGACACCAACAUUAGUGAGAAAGCGGAAUAUCCUGUAUAUAGAUGGCCAUCAUGUCGUAGUUGUAGGUGAGAGAUGCUCAAACAUUUUUA
Truncatella angustata is the source of this 1660-nucleotide messenger RNA. RefSeq names its product Alpha/Beta hydrolase protein. Lineage: Eukaryota; Fungi; Ascomycota; Sordariomycetes; Amphisphaeriales; Sporocadaceae. The coding region runs from base 276 to 1226 and encodes 316 amino acids. The transcript has a single exon. Gene Ontology annotation, molecular function: hydrolase activity. The record is from RefSeq and is a predicted model, not a curated record.